AUGAGUGAAAGUUCUCAUUUGUCGACAUCUGAAAGAAUUGAAAUUGUAAAAUGGUAUGCUAUGUACCAGAAUGCAGGUGAAGUUGCUCGUCAGUUUCAACAAUGUUAUGAUCGAACUCUUCCAACACGAAAGAAUAUUUUGAAUCACGUACGAAAAUUUGAUGAAACCGGAAGUGUUGAAGACGAACCCAGAUCUGGGAGACCUAGAUCUGUCAGUACCGAUGAAAAUAAAGAACGUGUUCGUGCAGCUUUUAAAGAAAGUCCUGCAACAUUACUACGAAGAGCUUUAUCUGAUUUAAAUCUGUCUAAAAGUAGUCUUCAACGAAUGAUGAAGAAGCUGGGAUUGAAGCCUUAUCGUCCUCAAUUACUGCAUGCUCUAAACGAAGAUGAUCCCGACAGACGUUGCGAAUUUGCUGAUAUCUUUCUGAAAUUGGUCGCUAAAGACACUUCGUUCCCUGAUCGAACUGUAUGGACUGAUGAAGCUACUUUCAAGUUGAAUGGACACGUCAAUCGACAUAACUGCGUUUACUAUGCUACAGAAAAACCUCAUAUUGUCAUUACUCAGGAGAUUAAUGCCACAGGCAUUAUUGUAUGGGCCGGAAUUUGGUCUGGAGGCCUUAUUGGACCGUUCUUCUUUCGUGAUACAGUUACUGGACGCAGCUAUCUGGAAAUGCUUGAUGAAAAAAUUGUUCCUGCGAUUGAAUAUCAGAUGAAUUCAGAAGAAAUAUUUUAUAUGCACGAUGGAGCUCCAGCUCGUUAUCAACAAUUCGUUCGACGCUUCUUGGACAAAACCUUCCAUGAUCGAUGGAUUGGUCGACGUGGACCGAUAGACUGGCCAGCACGAUUACCGGAUUUGACUCCGAUCGACUUCUUUGUAUGGGUGUGA
This is a messenger RNA of Rotaria sordida, 885 nucleotides long. NCBI's taxonomy places the organism in Eukaryota, Metazoa, Rotifera, Eurotatoria, Philodinida, Philodinidae. The record is from the annotation of a GenBank genome assembly.